GGCGCCGUCCCUUCCGGGGAGCGGGUGGCCGCCGCGUCCGCCGGGCGGCUUCCCACCCCGCCCCCCGCGGCUGGGGUGACGCGUCUCCAAUAGCAGCUCGCCGGGAGCCGCAGCCCGGGGCUCCGCCGGCGCCGCGCGCCCCUCCGCGCGCCACCAUGCGGGCCGAGGGCCACGGCGGCCUGGAGCGCUUCUGCAGCCCGGGCAAGGGCCGGGGGCUGCGGGCCCUGCAGCCCUUCCAGGUGGGGGACCUGCUCUUCUCCUGCCCGGCCUACGCCUGCGUGCUCACGGUGACCGAGCGGGGCAACCACUGCGAGGGCUGCUUCAGCAGGAAAGAAGGAUUGUCCAAAUGUGGAAGAUGCAAGCAGGCAUUUUACUGCAAUGCGGAGUGUCAGAAAGAAGAUUGGCCCAUGCACAAGCUGGAAUGUUCUCCCAUGGUUGUGUUUGGGGAAAACUGGAAUCCCUCAGAGACUGUAAGACUAACAGCAAGGAUUCUGGCCAAACAGAAAAUCCACCCAGAGAGAACACCAUCAGAAAAACUGUUAGCCGUGAAGGAGUUUGAAUCACAUCUGGAGAAGUUAGACAAUGAGAAGAAGGAUUUGAUUCAGAGUGACAUUGCUGCUCUCCAUCACUUCUACUCCAGGCACCUGGAAUUCCCCGACAAUGACAGCCUCGUAGUAUUGUUUGCACAGGUUAACUGUAAUGGCUUCACAAUUGAAGACGAAGAGCUGUCGCAUUUGGGAUCAGCGAUAUUUCCAGAUGUUGCACUGAUGAAUCAUAGCUGUUGCCCCAAUGUCAUUGUGACCUACAAAGGGACGCUGGCAGAAGUAAGAGCCGUGCAGGAAAUCAACCCAGGAGAGGAGGUUUUCACCAGCUACAUUGACCUCCUGUACCCGACAGAGGAUAGGAACGACCGGUUAAGAGACUCUUAUUUCUUUACCUGCGAGUGCCAGGAGUGCACCACCAAAGACAAGGAUAAGGCCAAGGUGGAAAUCCGAAAACUCAACGACCCUCCGAAGGCAGAAGCCAUCCGGGACAUGGUCAGAUAUGCACGCAAUGUCAUCGAGGAGUUCCGGAGGGCCAAGCACUAUAAAUCCCCUAGUGAGCUGCUGGAGAUCUGUGAGCUCAGCCAGGAGAAGAUGAGCUCGGUGUUCGAGGACAGCAACGUGUACAUGUUGCACAUGAUGUACCAGGCCAUGGGUGUCUGCCUGUACAUGCAGGACUGGGAAGGAGCCCUGCGAUACGGACAGAAAAUCAUUAAGCCCUACAGCAAGCAUUAUCCUUUGUACUCGCUCAACGUCGCCUCCAUGUGGUUGAAGCUGGGAAGGCUGUACAUGGGCCUGGAGCACAGAGCCGCAGGAGAGAAGGCCCUGAAGAAGGCCAUUGCAAUCAUGGAAGUGGCUCAUGGCAAAGACCAUCCAUAUAUCUCUGAGAUCAAACAGGAAAUUGAAAGCCACUGAACCUAUGCAACAUUUCAGUUUUCAUUUAAAUACUUAGCAGAAAAACCGUAAAGAAGUUGGCUAUUUCAAAUCGUGCACAUCACUCCAGCAUUUCUGUAAAAUAAUAGGAAUGAAAACACUAUUGCACUUCAGCCUUGCACAUGCCACACUCUGAGGUUGGUCUUAAUCUUGAACUUUAAUACCAGAUUAAUCUUGAAUGCUUUUGUUUGCCUAAGAGAUAACGGCAUGGUUUCAUAUGUAAUAUACUUUGGACAGAUAAGAGUUUUAAAAAAUGCAAUUAUUUUUCCCUUCAUGCCUCUUGUAAUGCUCUGAACAAACUUGAAUGACGAAAGAGAAUAAAAGAGAUAACCGUA
Messenger RNA from Microcebus murinus (gray mouse lemur), 1810 nucleotides. RefSeq names its product SET and MYND domain containing 2 (gene SMYD2). Gene Ontology annotation, cellular component: nucleus. Lineage: Eukaryota; Metazoa; Chordata; Mammalia; Primates; Cheirogaleidae. Gene Ontology annotation, molecular function: histone methyltransferase activity; protein-lysine N-methyltransferase activity; protein binding. The record is from RefSeq and is a predicted model, not a curated record.